Messenger RNA from Rubroshorea leprosula, 2994 nucleotides. The record is from the annotation of a GenBank genome assembly. NCBI's taxonomy places the organism in Eukaryota, Viridiplantae, Streptophyta, Magnoliopsida, Malvales, Dipterocarpaceae.
AGUGCCAGACCACAUAUGCUCUCGCACGGCGGCAAUGGUGAACAAAUUCCAAUUCAAAUAUUUUACCGUCGCAGAGCAAAAUGAAGAGGAAACCCACCAUACACCUCGCCAACCUCUUGCGAUCUUGCAUCGACAAGAAAGCUCACCGUUCAGGCAAGAUCCUCCAUGCCCACACCCUCCGUUCCGGACUCUUCUCCGAUACCUUUCUAUCCAACCGCCUUAUUGAACUCUAUUCGAAAUGCAACAAGGCAGAUUCAGCAUACCAUGUGUUUGCAAAAAUGCCUCAGAAAGAUGUUUACUCAUGGAAUGCGAUCUUGUGUUGUUUCUGUAAAGCGGGGGAUUUGCGUGGCGCGCGUAAGGUGUUUGAGGAAAUGCCGGAGAGAAAUGUUGUUUCGUGGAACAACUUGAUUAGCGCAUUAGUGAGAAGUGGGUACCAGGACCAGGCAUUGGAUGUUUAUGAUGUAAUGAUGUCAGAAGGAUUUAUGCCUUCAUAUGUCACCUAUGCCAGUGUGUUGAGUGCAUGUGGUGCAGUCUUAGAUGUUGAAUUUGGGAGGAAAUGUCAUUGUCUUACCAUUAAGAUUGGUCUUGAUACGAAUGCAUAUGUCAGUAAUGGUCUGUUGAACUUGUAUUCUAAGUGUGGGCUUAUAGCAGAUGCUAUUCAAGUUUUUGGCAGCAUGGAUGAACCUAAUGAGGUUUCUUUUACUGCAAUGGUGGGUGGGUUGGCACAAAUGGAUAGAGUUUUAGAGGCUUUGGAAUUGUUUAAGCUGAUGUGUAAAAAUGGGAUUCAGAUUGAUUCUGUCUCAUUGUCUAGUGUUUUGGGUGUAUGUGCCAGAGACGGGUAUGGUGAAUAUGAUCAGAAUGAUAGCUUUUUGAGUAACGUACAUGGGCAACAAAUUCAUGGCCUUUUGAUUAAACUUGGUUUCGAAAGGGAUGUUCACUUGGGAAAUUCAUUGCUUGAUAUGUAUGCAAAGCAUGGGGAUAUGAGGAGUGCUGAGAUAAUAUUUUCUAAUUUGCCUGAACUCAGCAUUGUUUCAUGGAAUAUUAUGAUGGAUGGGUAUGGCCAGAAAUGUCAAAGUGAGAAAACCAUUGAGUAUCUACGAAGAAUGGAGCAUUGUGGGUUUGAACCAGAUGAGGUUACUUAUAUCCAUAUUCUUGCUGCGUGUGUUAAGUCUGGGGAUGUUGCCACAGCACGUCAGAUGUUUGAUAGCUUAUCAUGCCCUACUCUAAGUUCAUGGAAUACCAUACUUUCUGGGUAUUCCCAGCAUGAGAAUCACAAUGAAGCAAUAAAGCUUUUCAGGGAAAUGCAGUUUCAACAUGUAAAACCUGACCGGACUACCUUGGCUAUUAUCCUCAGCUCAUGUGCAGGAAUGAGCCUUCUGGAGGCUGGAAAACAGAUUCAUGCUGCCUCACAAAAGAUUGCCCUGUACCCCGAUACAUUUGUUGUAAGUGGGCUGAUUGGCAUGUACACAAAGUGUGGGAAGACUGAGAUGGCUGAGCGUAUAUUUUAUCGUGUACCCAAACUGGAUAUUGUCUGUUGGAAUACUAUGAUUGCAGGUUUUUCACAGAAUUCUCUAAACAAAGAAGCUUUCAUGCUUUUUAAGCAAAUGCUACUAAAACGAAUGGUCCCAACUCAAUUCUCUUAUGCAACUGUACUGAGCUGUUGUGCGAAAUUAUCUUCUUCAUUUCAAGGGCGACAGGUUCAUGCUCACACUGAAAAAGAUGGAUAUGUGACUGAUGUUGUUGUGGGGAGUGCUCUUAUUAAUAUGUAUUGUAAAUGUGGUGAUGUAUAUGAGGCCCGGCAGUUUUUCAAAACAAUGCGUGUUAGGAAUACUGUUACCUGGAAUGAGAUGAUACAUGGCUAUGCUCAAAAUGGACAUGGAAAUGAGGCUCUUGUUCUAUACCAAUGCAUGAUUGAAUCAGGCGAGAAACCUGAUGGCAUAACCUUCACUUCUGUCUUGACUGGUUGUAGUCAUUCAGGAAUGGUGGAUGCAGGGUUAGAAAUAUUCAAUUCAAUGCAGAGGGACCAUGGAAUAGGGCCAGAACUGGAUCACUAUACUUGUAUCAUUGACUCUCUUGGCCGAGCUGGUAGGUUUCAUGAGGCUGAAGUGCUUAUGGACAAGAUGCCAUAUAAAGAUGAUCCAAUCAUAUGGGAAGUUCUGCUUUCAUCUUGUAGAGUUCAUGCUAAUGUCAGUUUGGCCAAACGAGCGGCAGAGGAACUCUUCCAGUUGGACCCUGAAAAUUCUGCCCCUUAUGUGCUUUUAGCCAAUAUCUAUUCUUCCUUAGGAAGAUGGGAUGAAGCGAGGACUGUCAGAGAGCUGAUGACAGAUAGACAGAUUGUCAAGGAUCCUGGUUAUAGUUGGACUGAAGAUAAAGACCAGGAUACAAGGUUCUAUGUUGGAUGAUAAUGGAAUGUUUUAAAGUUGAUGACUCAAUGGUUUUACAUCAAAAUAUCACCUGAGGUGGCCAUGGUGCAGGUAAAGGGGGACAUAUAAACUUAACCAGUCCAUGUUUGUAGUCAUGUAGACUGUCAUCUGUUCCAAAGUUUGAAAAGUUGGUCCAUUCUUCACCAUUGUUUAUGUCAAAUUGUCAAUAAGUUUGAUGUAAUUCUUCACCAUAGGAAAAAGGAUUAUUGAUGUGAAGAUUUAUAUUUAUGAUGAGAAACAUCUUUUUCUUCAAAUUUCAAUUAGCCAGACCAGGUAGAGAGUCAGUCCGGACUAAAAACAUCUUUCUCAUUGUGAGUUACACAACAAAGGAUAAAGAUUCCUAAGGUUGCAUCUUUUCAUUCGACCCCUGCCACCAGCCAAAAGUGUAAGAAUAAAUGGAAAUCUCAAGCUAAUCUCAAAUGCCCGAUGGGAUGGUCAAAUUUUAAUAUUUCAAGCUUGAUUUUGUUCGAAAGAUAAGAAAACAAGUUCGAGCUUGAUUCUAAGAAUAAGCCUGGUGAUUCUUCUUGUCAAGUUUACCGUAUAGAUCAGGAUAUAAAGAGCACUCAACAAC